AUGACAGCCACCCCUGUUGAUGUAAGAGAGAAUCUGAACUCUUACGUGUUCGUGAUGAACAUGCNUGNNAUGAAAUUGUGGAAAAUUAAGGUGCAGGUGGAGGACCAUGUCUUAACAGUUAACGGCGAGAGGAAGAGGGAGGAGAAAGAAGGAAUUGAGUAUUUGAAGAUGGAGAGAAGAAUGGGAAAGUUCAUGCGCAAGUUNCCCCUCCCGCACAAUGCCAAUACUGUUGCUCAUGCCAUGUCUGCCCUAUACCAGGAUGGUGUGCUCACCGUCACAGUCAACAAAUUGCCUCCUCCUGAGCCCAAGAAGCCCGACAAAUUGCCUCCUCCUGGCCCAAAACGGACAAUAUCUUACCAUGAUGGUGUGCUCACCGUCACAGUCAACAAAUUGCUUCCUCCUGAGCCCAAGAAGCCCAGACUUGUUGAGAUUGAGGUCAAGAUUGAUUAA
Molecule: messenger RNA, 450 nt
Organism: Vigna radiata var. radiata (mung bean)
Lineage: Eukaryota; Viridiplantae; Streptophyta; Magnoliopsida; Fabales; Fabaceae
Product: 17.1 kDa class II heat shock protein-like
Exons: 2
Coding region: 1-450 (149 amino acids)
Biological process (GO): response to salt stress; response to heat; protein folding
Source: RefSeq, a predicted model, not a curated record